This is a messenger RNA of Branchiostoma belcheri (Belcher's lancelet), 1242 nucleotides long. RefSeq lists its product as uncharacterized. The transcript is spliced from 6 exons. The record is from RefSeq and is a predicted model, not a curated record. NCBI's taxonomy places the organism in Eukaryota, Metazoa, Chordata, Leptocardii, Amphioxiformes, Branchiostomatidae. Bases 1 to 1242 code for a protein of 413 amino acids.
AUGGCCCUGACGUCAUGGCUUCUGGCACAUGUACUUGUGAUGGUGGCGUCACCAAUCGUCACUCUGUCAUCAGGUGAUAUUUCUCCCCUCAAAAAGGGAAAUACGUUGUUUUCACUGAUGUUUCACCUGGUACACUUCUUUUUGUUCUGGCAAAGACAAUUCAAGAAGGUGUCAAUUCCAGGUGCAGGCAGGUGGACAGGACACGUGUACCGACUGAGGGAAAUAACCUACUUCAAACCCCCGACACAGGACAGGUCUUUCGCCGUUAAAACAGACAUUACAGAGAACAAGACGGCUUUUCUGUUAUGUUCUCGUGGCUACUUUAUUUCCAACCUGUCUGUCCGGUUUGGCAGUAGAGUACACCUUCAGUCUGACAGCACAGCGGUCCGUUUGUAUGGCCUGAGAGACCUUCCUAUAUACAUCACCGGGGACUCCACGGGAAUCCUGCGGGACAAGGACGGUAUGUACCGCACCCAAGACUUCCCCAGCCCCCAAGACAAGAACGGCAUGUACCACACUCAGAACUCCUCCAGUCCCCGGUACUACCCCGUCGGGACGGGCUGCGACCCGGUUCUCCGUUGUCUGGGACACCAAGCCUGUAUAUUCAAACCCUCCCUGAAACUGUGUGGGUUAGAUCCACAACCGGACUUAAGAAAACAACUGGAAGUUAGAUACGUCUGCACGGCAGAUGCAACCACAGACACUCUGACAUAUGAGAGACAUCAGAGGGAACGCACCAGAGAGGUUUUACACAUUUCUGUAACUGAGAUGGACCAUGGGUUAGAUAUCAUCCAAUGGAACACUCCGGCUGAAAAUGACAUAUUUUCAGUUAUGUGUCCUGGACCAAAACAAAGCGGUUUUGAAAGGUAUUAUGGAGUGUGCGAUGACGAGCCUCCACCCCCAGAGAAGGUCGUCAGCGACUUGUGGAAAGUUCUCGGCAGGGUGCCGAGUGAAGCAUGCCGGGAUGAGUUGCUGCAGGUGUACUGUGCCUACCACUACAACAUACAUGGCGGCUGUGUACCGGCCCUGGUCACGUCACAGGUGGAUAAGGACGGAGUGAUGUUUUACAAUGACGUUGUUUUACCAAGGAAAGGACGACGUCCUGAUGAAAGGAAACAUCGAGAAGUGCUGGCCCAUCCGCACGUGAGUUUGAUCCCUGCCCGCAUGGCGUUCGCGUUGCUGGUGCACAACAACCCAGAGGCAGUCGUGAGUAAUUCCACUACACUGGUAUAUCAACUAUAG